Molecule: messenger RNA, 1434 nt
Organism: Malassezia pachydermatis
Lineage: Eukaryota; Fungi; Basidiomycota; Malasseziomycetes; Malasseziales; Malasseziaceae
Product: putative secretory lipase (family lip)
Exons: 1
Coding region: 1-1434 (477 amino acids)
Biological process (GO): lipid catabolic process
Molecular function (GO): triacylglycerol lipase activity
Source: RefSeq, a predicted model, not a curated record
AUGAUCGGCAAAGCGCGCCUCUGGUGUGCCCUCCUUGCUUUCUUGACUCUCCCGACUUUGGUCGCUUCGCUGGCGUUCCCACGCAGAGCGCUGCCUUCGCCGGCCUCUCCGGCUACCGCCGUGCCUGGUCUAACGCCCGAUAAGGACUCGUUCUACAACCCACCCCCGGGCUGGCAACACAAGAAGCCGGGUGACAUCCUGGCUUGGCGUGAGAUCAAGCCCAAGUUCCUCUUUACCGAUUUCAAGGUGGAGAAGGCGUACCAAGUCAUGUACCGCACCAGCCAAAACACCGCGGAUGAGCCACAAUACACAGUGACGACCAUCCUUGUGCCGUUCAAUGCGAAGAAGGACAAGCUCAUGGUCGGCUCGGAGGCUGUGGAUGCGUGUGGUGUGCAGUGUACUCCGUCGUAUGGCUACCUGGGUGGUGCCAUUACGCAGGACAGUGGAGGCUUCCAGCUGGACGAGGCUGAAUUCCUACCGUUCCUCCGCAAGGGAUACAUCAUGACGGUGCCGGACAAAGAAGGCCCGCUCCUUGCGUUCGCUGCUGGCCGCAUGGAGGGAUACAUGACGCUGGACAGUGCUCGUGCGACCAUCAACUUUGAGCCGCUCGGCCUGUCGAAGGACACGAAGAUCGGCAUGUACGGCUACUCGGGAGGCGCACUUACGCUCGGCUGGGCAGCUGGUCUGCACCCCGUGUAUGCGCCGGAGCUGAACAUUGUUGGUAUGACGUUUGGUGGCACGCCGGCGAACCUCUCUGGCACCAUUGAGUAUGCGUCGGGUACGACCUUUGCUGGCUUUAUCGUUGCUGGUAUUACUGGUAUUAUCAACGCGUACCCUAAGGCGAAGAAGUAUGUCGACAGCGUGCUGCUGCCCAAGGGUCGUGAAGCGAUCGAGUAUGCGCAAAACAACUGCUGGGUGCAGGUCAUCCUCAAGUACAUGAACGCAGACAUCAACGACGAGGGCUGGACGACCAAGGGCGCUGCCGUGUUCCGGGACCCCAUCGUGCAGGAGAUCUUUGACGAGUCGAUCAUGGGUGCGAAGAAGGAGGAGACGCCGACAGCGCCGCUGUUCAUCUACCACGCCGAACACGACGAGAUCAUCCCGGUGCGCGACAUUGAGAAGACCGUGGAUGCGUGGUGUGCGAACGGUGCGAACAUCAAGUACACCAACUACAACAACGGGAUCCUUGACCACGAGACGCUCGAGGUGCUGGGUAUUGGCAAGGCCGUGCAGUUCAUCGAUGCCCAGAUGGACGGCAACUCGCUGGCGCCAGGCUGCCAGAAGACCACGUCGAACUCGGUCGCGUUCGAGCCAGGUGUGCUGGGAUCCGACUUGGAGGACGUGAUGAACCUGAUUUGGACUGUGUUUGGCCAGACGGUGGGCCCCAAGGGCCGAGUCCUCAAGCAGAAGGCUGCGGCGGGUCACGAUUCGUAG